Molecule: messenger RNA, 1152 nt
Organism: Emiliania huxleyi CCMP1516
Lineage: Eukaryota; Haptophyta; Isochrysidales; Noelaerhabdaceae
Exons: 6
Molecular function (GO): protein binding
Source: RefSeq, a predicted model, not a curated record
CUGGCGGCAUGAGCGGCGCCCUCCCAACCCGUCUCGCCGACCUGGCUCGGGGCGACCUGGCCUCGCUGCGCGCCUUCCUCUCCGGGCGGCGGACGCGCGGCACGUCGCUCGCGGCCCAGCUCGACGCGCGGCACGACACCGAGAAGCAGGACACGCUGCUCACCUGGGCCGCUCGUCACGGGCAGGCCGAAGCGGUGCGGCUGCUGCUCGAGGGCGGCGCGAGCGUGGGGGCGACGACUGGCGGCGGCGCUUCCGCGCUGUAUAUCGCGUGCCAGAACGGCCACCUCGACUGCGUCCGGCUGCUCCUCGAGGCUGGCGCGGCGACCGACCAAGCCAAGCAGAACGGCGCCACGCCGCUGUUCGCCGCGUGCUACAAGGGCCACCUCGAGUGCGCCCAGCUGCUGCGCGACGCUGGCGCUGACAUCAGCCAGGCCACGCCGCUGGGCCACCUCGAGUGCGCCCGGCUGCUCCUCGAGGCUGGCGCGGCGACCGACCAAGCCAAGCAGAACGGCGCCACGCCGCUGUUCAUCGCGUGCUACAAGGGCCACCUCGAGAUCGCCCGGCUGCUCCGCGAGGCUGGCGCGGCGGUCAACCAAGCCCGCAACAACGGCGCCACGCCGCUGUUCAUGGCGUGCAAUAAGGGCCACCUCGAGAUCGCCCGGCUGCUCCUCGAGGCUGGUGCGGCGGUCAGCCAGGCCGAGCAGAAUGGCGUCACGCCGCUGUACAUCGCGAGCCAGGAGGGCCACAUCGAGUGCGUGCGGCUGCUUCGCGACGCCAGCGCGGCGAUCCGCGGCUGGACGCCGCUCGCGCACCUUGAGACCCUCACCGCCGCCCGCGCCACCUCCCUCCUCCGCAGCGGCGCAAGCCUGCACGAGGGCGAGCCGACGCCGCUGCGGCGCGCCGCGGGCGGCGAGGGCGAGGCGGCGGCGCUGGUCCGGCGGGCGGCGGCGCCGUGGUCGCCGGCAAGCCACCCGCUCUUCCCCGCGGCGGCCCGCGCGCGGGCGGCGCUCCUCGUCCGCUCGAUCUACGAGAUCCACGAGCGGUACCACCUCGACUCGGCCGGAGCCACGAACGGCAUCGCGGCGCUCGACUUUGGCCACUGCGUCUUGGGCUUCGCCAUCACGCGCGAGAUGCAGUAGGGGAGUUGCAGCC